AAUAAACUGGGUUCGUCAAGCUUCGUCGUAAAUCUGGCUAGGGUUUCUGGCUGCGGCUUUCGCGCUCUUUGAAUUUCGCCACGAUUUCGCCACUCUGCUCCGUAGCUUCGUUCAAGAGCUUGAACCAUGGCGGAACAAACUGAGAAGGCUUUUUUGAAGCAGCCAAAAGUGUUUCUAAGCUCAAAGAAAUCUGGGAAGGGAAAGAGGCCUGGAAAAGGAGGGAAUCGCUUUUGGAAGUCUGUUGGACUUGGAUUCAAGACUCCCAGGGACGCUAUUGAAGGCUCUUACAUUGAUAAGAAAUGCCCCUUCACUGGCACUGUUUCUAUCAGGGGUCGUAUUCUAGCUGGCACCUGUCAUAGUGCUAAGAUGACAAGAACCAUUAUUGUUAGAAGGAACUACCUUCAUUUUGUCAAGAAGUACCAGAGGUAUUCCCUCUCAUCUGGCUGUUAUGCUCAUUUUUCAUUUUAUUUGGCCUUUGCAGCAUUGUUUCGGCUUAACUUGUAAUUUUCAUAUGUUUUUCUCACUUCUGUCUUGUAAAUAUUUAGGUAUGAGAAGCGGCACUCAAACAUUGCAGCUCACAUAUCACCUUGCUUUCGUGUAAAGGAAGGUGAUCAUGUGACCAUCGGCCAGUGCAGGCCACUCUCAAAGACUGUGAGGUUCAACGUAUUAAAAGUGAUCCCGGCUGGAUCUUCUGGUGGUGUGAAGAAGGCAUUUACUGGAAUAUGAUAUAUGAUUAUUAUUUAUGUUUGUAGGGGUACGAAAUUUGGGGUUUGGAGCAGCCUCUAUUUUGAGCCUUUUGUUUUUGAAAUUGACCAUAUACUAAUUUAAUCAAUUUUGGAGUUCUUUCUGGUUUUGGUUUGUGAAUGUUUAAGUGCUGAAGAUUAUGAGCUUUUUAUAUAGAAGAUCGUUAUUUAAUUUUAA
This is a messenger RNA of Neltuma alba, 921 nucleotides long. Its product is annotated as 40S ribosomal protein S11-like. Bases 127 to 504 code for a protein of 125 amino acids. Gene Ontology annotation, biological process: translation. NCBI's taxonomy places the organism in Eukaryota, Viridiplantae, Streptophyta, Magnoliopsida, Fabales, Fabaceae. Gene Ontology annotation, molecular function: structural constituent of ribosome. The transcript has 5 exons. Gene Ontology annotation, cellular component: cytosolic small ribosomal subunit; ribosome. The record is from RefSeq and is a predicted model, not a curated record.